CUCGCGAUAUGCGGGUGCUACCGAGUCCGCCAUAUUGUGUGACAGUAUUUUGAUUCGUAUUGGGGUUUGGAAGUGAGAAAGGAAAAAAAAAACACUGAACAGAGAAGAAAGUUAAGGGACUCAGAAAUACAGUAUGAGAGCUGCCAGGAAAAAUCUCCGGUCUUCAGAUUACUAGUUGGCUUACAGUGUGUCGGUCCCCGCUUCAUCCGACAGUGGCAGCGACGCAGCGCGGGUGCUUGUGUACUUUCAUCCCCCCUUUCUGAAGUUCCUCAUCCCAGAUUGUCUGACAGCAGAGCCCCCCUCCCCCUCCCCUCCGGCCCUGAGGAGCCUCUGCAGCGGCGUCUCGGGUGUUGAAGGUGGCCCGGGGAGCGGCGACGCAGACGAAAAUGUCUGAAAGAAGAAAGAAGUGCUGCUGCUACUGAGGCCUGGAAUAGGUUAUACAAGAUAAGAGUACCACCAAGGCAAAACACGAAUGGCCCAGGGAAGCCAGCAGAUUGAUAUUCAGGUUUUACAUGACCUGCGCCAAAAGUUUCCUGAGGUCCCAGAGGGUGUUGUAUCCAAAUGCAUACUGCAGAACAAGAACAAUUUGGACGCUUGUUGUGAAUUCCUUUCUCAAGAAAGUACGAAAUAUCUUUAUGGAGAAGGCAGUCUAAACUUUUCAGAUGAUUCAAGUCUUUCCAGGCUGCAGAAUCACAUGACACAGCUGAACUUGGGUUUGCAGUCACAGAAUGUGUCCUAUUACCAUCCCUCCAGCCGAGAAGGACUAAGAAUGAAUGGCAGCAGGACUCUGGCCCAUAGCCUCAGUGACGGGCCUCUGCAGACUGCACAGCCAAACAGUGAGUUUUUCCAGCAAGAACCUCAGUCAGCACCAGUACAAGGACCUUCCAGUUUAAACAUUUUUGGAGUUAUGGAUACAACAAGAAACCCACCUCAGCAUCUCGGGCUUUAUCCAAUAGGAAGCAAAGGACAUUCUGCAAGUUCUCAGCAGAUACCUAGGUUUAAUCCUAUCACCGUUACGCUGGGCCCCAAUAUUCAGACUGGUCGGAACACUCCAACCUCUUUGCACAUACAUGGCGGGCCCCCACCAGUACUUAAUAGUCCACAGGGUAAUUCAAUUUACAUAAGGCCAUUUGUCUCUCAGUCUGGAACAAAUCGGCAAACAUCACAGCAGCAAGGAAACUGGUCUCAACUGGGCCCCAGCUUACAACAGCAGCAAAUUUAUCAGAUUUCCCAUCCUUCCCAAUUACCGGGCCCUUGGACAGCCCCUUCCCAUUAUAGUUCUACACAUACCUCAUCACACCAGUCACAAGGCCAUCAGACAUCGCAUGUCUAUAUGCCUAUUAGCUCACCCACUACUGCUCAAGCACCUUCAAUCAUACAGGCUGCUGGCAGCAGCCAGCCAUCUUCAUCUGCUUCCAUCAGUCAGUUCAAUAUUCAGAACAUCUCUACUGGGCCACGAAAGAACCAAAUUGAAAUCAAACUUGAAUCCCCCCAGAGGAGCAACUCCACAACAGCUUUGUUACGCAGCAGUGGAGGAGUAGGACCUAGUAGUGGUGGGCCUCGCUCGUCAUCCUCCUCUUCCGCUUCCUCUUCCUCCUCCUCAGCUGUUUCUUCCAGUGCACCUUUGUCCAUAGGCAGCCAAGCGCUGAGCUGCAGCCAGCCUACUGUUUACAUAGCUGCCAGCCCACCUGCCUCUUCUGUUUCCGAGGAAGCUGUAGGACCCUCUUCUAGCUCCCGUACCCAGCCUAAGUUCUACAUUUCAGCAAAUGCUGCACCUACGGGUGAUGACCCAGGCUCUAGGAAUCCUCCUACUCUUUACAUCUCUGCCAACCCUUCAUUACCUGGAACACCUGGGACUCGAAGUGUAGCAGGACAGGUGAACAUGGGCCCUGCUUAUAUUCACCAUCACCCACCAAAAUCAAGGGUUUCGGUAGGAGGCAGCAACACAGCCACUUCACCUAGAGUGGUGGUUACUCAGCCCAAUACUAAGUAUACUUUUAAAAUUACGGUAUCUCCAAACAAACCACCUGCUGUGUCACCUGGGGUGGUAUCCCCAACUUUUGAACCUACUAAUCUUCUUAGCAUCCCUUCAGAUCAUUUUUCUGAGCCUGAAGCACAUGCAUCUGACUCAGUGUUGCCACAGAGAGAAAGGCCCACUGAAACCAGGAAACUCAGCAUGGGAGCAGAUGAUGCAGCUUAUACACAAGCUUUGUUAAUACAUCAGAAAGCACGAAUGGAAAGGCUUUGGCACGAACUUGAGGUAAAGAAGAAAAAGUUGGAAAAACUCAAAGCAGAAGUAAAUGAAAUGGAGAAUGACCUUAAUCAGAGACGUCUUCAGAGAUCCAACUCUGUCUCCCAGAUUCCUUCUCUUGAUGAAAUGCAACAAUUGAGGUGCAAAAACAGAAUCUUGCAAAUAGAUAUAGAUUGCCUAACCAAAGAAAUUGACCUUCUUCAAACAAGAGGUCCACACUUCAAUCCCAGUGCUAUUCACAACUUUUAUGAUAACAUUGGAUUUUUAGGUCCUGUUCCACCAAAACCCAAAGGUAGCACAUCAUUUGGCUCAAAUUGUUUAGCCACUGUAGACAGGAGAGGAAGAAAAAUUAAUGUCACUUCAAAAUUAAAGAAGGACUCCAUCAUCUUACCUACUGCUUUAUGUAAUGCAGAACAGAGAUCAAUUACCAAAGCACCAAAGACUGUACAGGACACAGAAGAGGAUGAAGGUGCUCAGUGGAGCUGUACCGCCUGUACUUUCCUGAAUCACCCAGCCUUGAUCCGCUGUGAACAGUGCGAGUUUCCUCGGCAUUUCUGAGCCAAUAGGCACUUAAACCAUUUUUUGGUUUCCUUUAUCUAUUUUGGUAGAGCAAAAGUCUCAAAGGAGUGGAAUCUUUUUAUGUUCUCCAAUAAGAUAUGGACUGGGUGGGGUUCACAUCCUUUUAUAAAAAUCUUUGGUAAGCUGUCCACUGAAGACUUGACUGGAUAGUGUUUACAGUUAAAAGUGUACUUAAACCCAUAAAGCUGAUAAUACCUCAACUUUUGGUUGACGGCAGUUAAGGAAACCAGUGCAGGACCAGGCUCUAAAACACAUGUAAGAAAUCAAUUAAACUGUUCCUAUGCUGCAUCUACGGUCAAUCUCAGUAUUACCUACAAAUCCCUUCUGUUUCAGCCAAUGAAGUAUGGUGCCGAGAUAUCCAUCUUAUUUUUUCCACAGUCCUGGAGCCAAGAUUCCAGGAAGGAGAUUCCACUGCUACACUACAUAAAAAUGGGAAAACUGCAUUUUGGUUACUUUGAAUAUGUUAAAUGUUUUUGACAAGAUGAAAAAGGAAAGAUUAUUAUCACUGGUACUAUUUUUUUAUGUCCCCUUUGUUGAUCGUCUCCACACAGAAUCACAACCUUUCACUCUAAAAAUACAAAUGAAAACUGCAUGUUUUGUCUGAUCAUUACACAUUGACAAAUACCCCGAUGCUUUUCUUAACUGUACAUAGUUUUAGAGCCUGCUUUACGGUGACUUUUGAUUUCUACACGCUGAGUUUAUUGUAUGUUUUGUAUGUAUAGUAUAAUAGACUUAAUAACUAACUUUUCCGUUUUUAAACCAGUAAGCCUGAUGUCCCUUUAAGCUUUUUUCCUUUAUUUGUGAGAAGUGAAGCCUUAAAUAAAAAAAGAAGAGCAAUAAGGUUAAACUAUGCAGGAUCUUGCCUUUUCUGCUCUGUUUGAUUGUACUUCCACUUGAAUUCUUCAGAUAAAGCAAAGGUACAGUUAGGAAAUAAAUGUCUAAUGGCUGUUAAA
This is a messenger RNA of Erpetoichthys calabaricus (reedfish), 3783 nucleotides long. It is a transcript of the gene tab2, whose product is annotated as TGF-beta activated kinase 1 (MAP3K7) binding protein 2. The coding region runs from base 473 to 2809 and encodes 778 amino acids. The transcript has 8 exons. The record is from RefSeq and is a predicted model, not a curated record. Gene Ontology annotation, molecular function: ubiquitin binding; K63-linked polyubiquitin modification-dependent protein binding. NCBI's taxonomy places the organism in Eukaryota, Metazoa, Chordata, Cladistia, Polypteriformes, Polypteridae. Gene Ontology annotation, biological process: positive regulation of protein kinase activity.